AUGGAAGCUUUUAACAUUAAUGCUGCAGCCGCUACGAGAAACUAUACUGUCACACCACGAAUUGAUUAUCGAACUGUAGCUAGUGUAAAUGGACCGCUCGUUGUUUUAGACAAUGUUAAGUUUCCUAAAUUUGCAGAAAUUGUAAACUUGACAUUACCAGAUGGUAGUAUUCGUGCUGGUCAGGUUUUGGAAAUUCAAGGCAAGAGAGCUAUUAUUCAGGUGUUUGAAGGCACAUCAGGUGUUGAUUCCAAAGCAACUCAUGUCGAAUUUACUGGUGAUACCCUAAAGAUUCCCGUAUCGGAAGACAUGUUAGGUCGUAUUUUUAAUGGAUCCGGGAAAGCUAUUGAUAAAGGUCCAAAAGUAUUUGCAGAAGAUUUUUUAGACAUUAACGGGUCUCCAAUAAAUCCAUUUUCACGUAUCUACCCGGAAGAAAUGAUUCAAACUGGUAUAUCUGCCAUAGAUACAAUGAAUUCUAUAGCGCGUGGUCAAAAAAUUCCAAUCUUCUCUGCUGCUGGUCUACCACAUAAUGAGAUCGCUGCGCAAAUAUGCCGUCAAGCUGGUCUUGUUAAAAAAGUCGACAAGGGUGUGUUUGAUGAUCAUGAAGACAAUUUCUCUAUUGUAUUUGCGGCUAUGGGUGUGAAUAUGGAAACAGCUCGUUUCUUUAAACAAGAUUUUGAAGAGAAUGGCUCUAUAGAGCGUGUCUCAUUAUUCUUAAACUUGGCUAAUGAUCCGACCAUUGAACGUAUUAUUACUCCACGGUUGGCUCUUACUACUGCCGAAUAUUAUGCGUAUCAACUUGAGAAGCACGUUUUGGUCAUUUUAACUGAUAUGAGUUCAUAUGCAGAUGCUUUACGUGAGGUUUCCGCCGCACGUGAAGAGGUACCUGGUCGUCGUGGAUAUCCUGGAUAUAUGUAUACUGAUUUAUCUACUAUAUAUGAACGUGCAGGUCGUGUUGAAGGAAGAAACGGAAAUAUUACCCAUCCUAUUCCUGAUCUGACAGGAUAUAUUACAGAGGGUCAAAUCUUCGUUGAUCGCCAAUUAUAUAAUCGUCAAAUCUAUCCACCAAUUAAUGUUUUGCCAUCUCUUUCUCGAUUGAUGAAAUCUGCAAUUGGCGAAGGUAUGACAAGAAAGGAUCAUGGUGACGUUUCCAAUCAGCUUUAUGCUAAGUACGCCAUUGGUAGAGAUGCUGCUGCUAUGAAGGCAGUAGUAGGAGAAGAGGCUCUUAAUCAAGAAGAUAAACUUUCUUUAGAAUUUUUGGAAAAAACCCUUUUUGGCUUAGAUAAUAUGAGAAUUGAUCCGAAUGAUCCAUUUGUCACCAAAAUUCGUUCAAAUCCAAGAAUUCUCUCAUCUAUCCAAGAAUUAGCUCAACUCUUACAAAGAAAAGGUUUUAAUAUUAGUAGCGGUCAAAAGCCGUCGAUGGUGCAAAUGGCAAGGCUUGCGAGUGACAAAGAGGUAUCAGCAAAAUUGUUUAUCAUUGACGCGCAACUUCGUGAAGCUGGUAUCACGCUCGACGGAGAAACUGCACGAAAGUUCAUGAACUUGUCAGAAACCAAUUCAAAACAAGAUAAUAACUUGUCGGACAUAAAUUUAAGACAAAGCAAUAAUAACUUAUCGGAAACAAAUUUAAAAUCGAGCAAUAACUUAUCGGAGACAAAUUCAAAACAAAGCAAUCCAAGUAUUGUAACAUCUAAACCUCAAGAAGCAAUUGGAUUUGUAGAGAAGAUUAAACGCUGGUUUGGGAUAAAAAAUGAGGGUCAAAUCUAG
Cetraspora pellucida is the source of this 1764-nucleotide messenger RNA. NCBI's taxonomy places the organism in Eukaryota, Fungi, Glomeromycota, Glomeromycetes, Diversisporales, Gigasporaceae. The record is from the annotation of a GenBank genome assembly.